Messenger RNA from Lottia gigantea (owl limpet), 657 nucleotides. RefSeq lists its product as hypothetical. Gene Ontology annotation, cellular component: extracellular region. The record is from RefSeq and is a predicted model, not a curated record. Gene Ontology annotation, molecular function: chitin binding. The transcript is spliced from 4 exons. Bases 1 to 657 code for a protein of 218 amino acids. Lineage: Eukaryota; Metazoa; Mollusca; Gastropoda; Lottiidae.
AUGUGGUUGUUUUUAUGGUCAGUUACUAAUUUUUGCCUAAUCAUUUCAGCGUUGGACUGUACUGUAGAGCCAGAUGGUGUAUAUGAAUUAGGCUGUAAAUCGUUCCAGAAGUGUGUUCAUGGUGAACUAGUUGGAGUAGAAUGUCACGAACAUCUUGUGUAUAAUUCAAUAAUUCAGGAUUGUGACGAACAUUUUCAGCUUUUACGCAAUGAUUUUGUUUUCGUACAGAUAUGUCCUCGUGAUAACUACACAUUUUCCUUCAGUCCAGCUAAAGUAGCAGCACCAUGUGGUCAUAUGAUGGACUGCACCAAUAAAGCUGAUGGUCAUUAUCCUGAUUUAGAUCAAGGCUGUCAUACCUAUUAUACUUGUAAUGGUGGGGUCUUCUUCGGCCACAAUUACUGUCCAGCUGGAUUGGUGUUCAGUGUGGCAAAUGGUGUUUGUGAUUGGAGACAGAAUGUACCGAUUCCAUGUGGUCUAGCUAUACCAACAGCAGCAGCUACCACUGAAACCAGUCAAGUCAUGACUACUGCAUCAAGCACUGUUACUACUGCAUCAAGCAAAGUUACUACUGAAUCUAGCACUACAUCUUUACAAUCAACCCAACCUGGUUUGAAAACCAUGUCUAUUAUUCUAGCUACAAUCAACAAACAGGAUUAA